Molecule: messenger RNA, 1637 nt
Organism: Wickerhamiella sorbophila
Lineage: Eukaryota; Fungi; Ascomycota; Dipodascomycetes; Dipodascales; Trichomonascaceae
Product: putative 4-coumarate--CoA ligase 1
Exons: 1
Coding region: 1-1617 (538 amino acids)
Biological process (GO): secondary metabolic process
Molecular function (GO): CoA-ligase activity
Source: RefSeq, a predicted model, not a curated record
AUGUACGAAUCCCCGCUACCGGACCUGGAACUGCCGAAAGGCAAUGUUGUGGAGGACUGGCUGAAGUCUCCAAACCUCCAGUCUCGAAUUGACCAUCCAAUUGUCAGUGAUGCCUUGACCAAAGAGUCGUUUACCCCUCGGCAGAUUAUCGACGGUAUGGGCAAGCACGCAGCUCUUUUGCGCUCAAAAUAUGGGAUUGAGGAAAACAGUGUUGUGUGCAUCUUUACAUUCAACAGUAUUUUCCACUCCAUUCUGCACUUGAGUAUUCUCAGCCUUGGCGCACAAAUAUCUCCGGCCAACGUUAUGUACACCCCCGAGGAGUUGGCCCACCAGCUCCGGGUUGUUCAGCCGCGACUGAUUAUUUGUGCACCUGAGAAUGCCAAGACCACUCAGGAGGCUAUCCAGCUCGCCAACUUUUCGACCCAGGUCAUCACCCUAGACCAAGCGGCAUCUGAGAUUCGCGACCUCUUGCAAAAUCGAAACGCUCCAAGCGUCAGCCCUAUUCCGGUUGAUGGACCUGAGCAGCAUGCGUACUAUUGUUUUUCGUCUGGAACUACGGGCCUGCCCAAAGCAGUUAUUACAACCCAAGGAAAUAUCAACGCGCAAUUCCGGCAAAUGAACGCAGUCAACCAUUUGAUGCUCAAGCCUGGAAGCAGGAUGACCGCAUUCUUGCCUAUGAGCCAUAUCUAUGGCCUCACUCUAUUCUUGUGGUGUGCAUCUUACGCAGCUGCUCAUAUCGUCGUGUUCCCAAAAUUCGAAUUGGAGACUGUGCUGCGGGCAAUUUGUGCUUUUGAUAUCGAAUUCUGUCCUUUGGUCCCUCCGGUCGCUGUUCUGCUCGGAAAGUCUCCAGUGGUAGACAAGUAUCCCAUUCACAAGCAUCUCAAAGCGAUCAUGAGUGGAGCUGCACCUUUGGCAAAAAGCACUGGUGAGCUGUGUCGCGCUCGCAUUCCAAACCUGACUAUCCACCAGGCUUACGGCCUGACCGAGUCUUCACCUUUCACCCAUGCGGUACUUGGUGGGUUUGAGGAUAAGUAUGAAAGCUCGAUCGGAUGGCUUCUGCCAAACGUUAAGGCCCGCCUCGUUGAUCCUAUCACAGAGAUGGAUGCUGAGCCAGGAAAACCUGGCGAGCUCUGGCUGCACGGACCAAAUAUCAUGAAAGGGUAUUACAAGAAUGAGCAGGCAACAGAACAUACGCUCAGCCAUGGCAACUGGCUCAAAACUGGCGACGUAGCUAUUGUCGACCCAGAGACCCAACAGUUCUACAUUGUUGAUCGAAUCAAGGAGUUGAUCAAAUCAAAGGGCCACCAGGUUGCUCCCGCUGAAUUAGAAGCCCUGCUUCUCACACAUCCCCAUGUUCAAGAUGUGGCCGUUGUUGGCGUUAAUGAUUCUACCGAGUCUACAGAACUCCCCAGGGCCUUCUUGGUUCUGCAGCCUGGGGUACUGGCUCACGAGGUGGUAGCCUGGUUCAACUCGAAGGUAGCCAAACAUAAGCGGUUGUGGGGCGGUGCUGUACUGAUGGAUGCCAUCCCCAAAAGCCCAUCGGGUAAGAUUCUACGUCGGCUGUUGAAGGACCAUAAAGCAGACGAAAUCCAUGGAGUAGAUAAGUCUAAGUUAUAAUUAUAGGUUUAUGACAGAAC